Messenger RNA from Hemicordylus capensis (graceful crag lizard), 2725 nucleotides. RefSeq names its product acyl-CoA dehydrogenase medium chain (gene ACADM). The record is from RefSeq and is a predicted model, not a curated record. The transcript is spliced from 12 exons. Gene Ontology annotation, molecular function: medium-chain fatty acyl-CoA dehydrogenase activity; flavin adenine dinucleotide binding. Gene Ontology annotation, cellular component: mitochondrion. The coding region runs from base 115 to 1383 and encodes 422 amino acids. Gene Ontology annotation, biological process: fatty acid beta-oxidation; medium-chain fatty acid catabolic process. NCBI's taxonomy places the organism in Eukaryota, Metazoa, Chordata, Lepidosauria, Squamata, Cordylidae.
UUACAAGGACCAAUCCCCGCAGGAGGGAGGCGGGACUGGGCUUCCUCACUAGUGGGUGAAAGGUUAGCCUUGGACCUGCAGACGGCUCCGCUCGGGAGGGACGAAGCAAAAGCCAUGGCUGCGCUGAGGGUCGCUCGGGUGAUGCGAAACUUUGCUACCUAUGGAUGGAGGACACAGUCCAGUCAAGCAGUUGCAACAUCACCUAAAGGCAAACUUGCAGCUGGAUUUAGCUUUGAACUUACUGAAGAACAGAAAGAAUUUCAAGCUACAGCUCGUAAAUUUGCCAGAGAGGAAAUCGUGCCUGUUGCUGCUGAGUAUGACAGAACUGGAGAGUAUCCUGUUCCUCUCAUAAAAAGGGCAUGGGAGCUUGGCUUAAUAAAUUCACAUAUACCAGAGAGCUGUGGUGGCCUUGGCCUUGGAUGUUUUGAUGCUUGCUUUAUUACUGAGGAAUUGGCAUAUGGAUGUACAGGGGUUCAAACUGCCAUUGAAGCAAAUUCCUUGGGUCAAAUGCCAGUCAUCAUUGCAGGAAAUGAGCAGCAGCAGAAGAAAUAUCUGGGAAGGAUGACUGAGGAACCCAUUAUGUGUGCCUAUUGUGUAACGGAACCUGGAGCAGGCUCUGAUGUAGCAGGUAUUAAAACAAGAGCUGAAAAGAAAGGAGAUGAAUAUAUAAUUAAUGGACAAAAAAUGUGGAUCACCAAUGGUGGCAAAGCUAACUGGUAUUUUUUAUUGGCUCGUUCGAAUCCUGAUCCCAAAGCUCCUGCAAGCAAAGCUUUUACUGGAUUUAUUGUUGAAUCAGACAGUCCUGGAAUACAAAUUGGAAGAAAGGAGCUUAAUAUGGGUCAGCGCUGCUCAGAUACACGAGGGAUUGUGUUUGAGGAUGUGAGAGUACCCAAAGAGAAUGUACUGCUUGUUGAGGGAGCUGGUUUUAAAAUUGCUAUGGGAGCAUUUGAUAAAACAAGGCCUCCAGUAGCAGCUGGUGCUGUAGGACUAGCACAAAGAGCUUUAGAUGAAGCUACAAAAUACGCUAUGGAACGAAAAACCUUUGGAAAGGUAAUCGCAGAGCACCAAGCAGUCUCCUUCAUGUUGGCUGAAAUGGCAAUGAAAGUGGAACUUGCUCGCCUGGCAUACCAAAGGGCUGCGUGGGAGAUAGAUGCUGGUCGUCGAAAUACCUACUAUGCAUCUAUAGCAAAGGCAUAUGCUGGUGACAUUGCAAACCAAGUAGCUUCUGAUGCUGUCCAGAUUUUUGGAGGAAAUGGAUUCAAUAGUGAAUACCCUGUAGAAAAGCUAAUGAGAGAUGCGAAAAUAUACCAAAUAUACGAGGGAACAUCUCAGAUUCAGCGGCUGAUCAUAUCACGAGAACAUAUUGGCAGGUUUAAGGGUUGAGAAACCAACAGACUACACCAAAUCCUAGAAAACAAAACAAAGGGCUUUAAUUUCUCACAUGCAUUAACCUGAUUCUGCCAAUGGCUGUGUUUGUUCUGGUAUGCAGCUAAAAGAUUGGAAAACAAAAGUGCCUCAAAUUGUAGUGGGCUUUUUUUCAGCUCCAUAUGUUGCAAAGAUCUUCAUGAAAUAAAACUGGCAAUUUAAUUUUUCAAACUGUUGCUUGAAGACUUCCUGAAACGUGAAAUAGUAACUCCUUCUCAGUACUGAAUGCCUUAGCAGACUUUGACAGUUUCACCCAAGCUUACAGCGAUACACAUUUCUCCCUGUCUUCUAAAGUGAUCUUUCCUGUAACACCUUGGAAGUGCCUGGAUUUUGAGAACUGAACUAUGUUGUUGUGUAUUGGACAAAGACUGACAUUGGUAGGGGUGGUUGAGAAUCCAUGUACUUGGGGGGCAGUGCCAUUAAGUUGAAGGCUUUCUGUAUCAUGUGAGGGAUUUGACUAGAUCAUACAACUGAUGUUGCAUUUGUUGGUGUUGAAAUAUUGAACGACGAUUAAAAUAUUACAUAUCUUAAUUCCCAUACAACCACAUCAGCCUUAUUGCUACUGGAUUACAUCCUGCACAGCAUUAGUAGGGUGGCAAAGAGCAGCAUGGGUGCAAAAACAUUGUUUUGAAGCUCAGUGUUCCCAAGCAGGCAAAUGUGUGGAGAGGGAGAGGUUUCGGCUGCUCUUUCUUCCAUCCAAAAGGACUUUUUGACUUCAAAGAGAUGUUGCUGAGGCUCGUGCAAUGAAAAUAGUUAUCGCCUCCUCCAUGUGCAGUUGUUUGUUUAGCAGCUUUCUGGGAAGAGCUCCAAGACUGCAUUUUUGCAGUCACGCUGCCGCCCUACUAAUGCUGCUCAGAAUUUGAGUCACUGUACUUGAGCUGUUGAUUCUCUAUACUGUGUCUGUUCAAAACAGCUACAAGGUUGGUCACUUAUCUUUUUGUCCAGUGGCACAUAAAGAGCUAUAUGAAAUCUUGUUUCAUGAUGAAGCCGCUCUUCUUGCAUUGAAACCAAUGCUGAUCUGGUAUAACACUAAAAGAUUCAGUAGUUCAAAGCUAGCCAUAUCUACAGUAUGUGCAUUAUAUUAAGGAAUUAGUAAAUCAAUACUUUACUAAAGCAAACACUUGUUUAUUAUUUUUAUUAUUUAAUUUAACAUAUUUCUGUACCUCCAAAAACAUGCAUCUCUGGGUGGUUUACAAUUAAUAUCAUUUAAACAUUAAAAUCCUUAAUAUUAAAAUCAGCUAAAACUCAACAUUAAAUGUAUUUAAAGCUAUAAAUCUAAUUAAAUGCCUGGGUGAAGAAA